Messenger RNA from Oncorhynchus gorbuscha (pink salmon), 674 nucleotides. Its product is annotated as toll-like receptor 8. NCBI's taxonomy places the organism in Eukaryota, Metazoa, Chordata, Actinopteri, Salmoniformes, Salmonidae. Gene Ontology annotation, cellular component: plasma membrane. The record is from RefSeq and is a predicted model, not a curated record. Gene Ontology annotation, biological process: positive regulation of interleukin-6 production; defense response to virus; canonical NF-kappaB signal transduction. Gene Ontology annotation, molecular function: pattern recognition receptor activity. The coding region runs from base 24 to 674 and encodes 216 amino acids. The transcript has a single exon.
AAUGCGUGAAGGAUGACAACGCAAUGGCCUUCUGCAUCCUCACGUUGUUACUCGUUGUUCACGUUCUGUUGGUAUCUCUCACAGCACACCUCUUUUACUGGGACUUGUCCUAUAUUCUUGACUACUGUGGGGCCAAGCUGAAGCACCAAUGUCUCUUACAGCACACAGCCUGUGUCUACGAUGCCUUCGUCAUGUAUGACACCACAGACCCGCUGGCCUCUGAUUGGGUGUUGAACCACCUUAGGGUGGAACUAGAGGAGCGCGGAGAGAGGGUUCGCCCACUCUGCCUGGAGGAGCGUGAUUGGAUGCCAGGGGUGCCUAUCAUGGAUAACCUUUCCAAUAGUGUGCGACAGAGCAGGAAAACGGUGUUUGUGCUGACAGAGGGCUUUCUGUCGCGUGGUGUGGUUAAAAUGGCCGCCCUGCUGGUGCAGCAGCGGCUGGUGGAGGAGGGUGUGGAUGCCAUGGUGUUGCUGCUGCUGCAGCCCCAGGUUCUGCGACGCUCACGCAUCAUCCACCUGCGCAGACGGCUCUGCAGGCGCAGUGUUCUGGAGUGGCCAGCAACUGCCUGUCCGGCUGCCCAGCGCUGGUUCUGGCACAACCUGAAGAGAGCCAUACGGAAAGAUCAGCGAGCCACACACGCAUCACUACACGGCACAUACUUCACUGGGCGGUGA